This is a messenger RNA of Achroia grisella, 2354 nucleotides long. RefSeq lists its product as uncharacterized. Gene Ontology annotation, cellular component: vacuolar membrane; proton-transporting V-type ATPase complex. Gene Ontology annotation, molecular function: proton-transporting ATPase activity, rotational mechanism. The record is from RefSeq and is a predicted model, not a curated record. NCBI's taxonomy places the organism in Eukaryota, Metazoa, Arthropoda, Insecta, Lepidoptera, Pyralidae. The transcript is spliced from 6 exons. Bases 185 to 2107 code for a protein of 640 amino acids.
GUCACAGGACAAUCACAAAAUGGAAAUCUAAAAUGUUUUAUUAUAGAAAUUCUGCGUAUAAAAAUGUAGUAACCCUACAACAAACACAAUGAAGACUACAUAUAUCUCUAGUUUCUUCCAUCUCAAUCACUUUGUUAAGAUAUGUGACCAAGAAUUACAGUAAUAGUUUAUAUUAAGGCAGAAAAUGUUUAAGGAUGACGAUGAACAUGGCGAGAAUGUAGUGGGUGCAGUCAGGUAUCCCUGCAUGCCUUCCUUGGUCGCACUUCAGCAGAUGCGCAACAGGCUCAACCUGGCAUAUCUAGGACGGAAACUGAUGAAAUGGACUGCACUGGCGACUGGCAGAGAACUGAGACGAUUGAGCGCUGAAAUAAAUGAAUGCUAUGAAAGUUUUGGUGAUGACAUGCGCAACGCUUUCUUACUUCUCGCAAGGAGUCGAUAUUUUUACCCAGAUUUGAAUCAAAUGGUAUUGGAAAAUGUGCAGAAUAAGGCGAACGUACGAGUGACUUCCACAACGAAGACUUUAUCCGGCGUCAAAGUACUUCAUUAUGACACAAUAGAGUCUGCACCUGGUCCUUACACUUAUCUGGGUAUCUCUAAAGGUGGGGAGAAAAUAAAAGAAACAAAAGAGGCAUGGCUGGAACUCAUCAAAAGAAUGAUUCUAAUGUUAGAACUGCGCUCAAGUUUCGCUCUAGUCGAAGCAGCUCACAAAAAUGCUACCAAGAAACAAAACGUAUUAGGUAAAGUCGUGGUGCCGAGGACACAAGCCAGCAUCGUUUACAUUAACGACGAACUGGAAGAAAUAGCAAGGGAAGAAUUUUUUAGAUUAAAAAAGAUCUUAGAAAUUAAAAGACGGGCAGUUCAAAUUUGCGACCAUGGGGAACCAGAUAAUUCUUGUGAAAUAUGUAAAAAAAAGCUAUUUAUACAAAAAGAAAAUUUAAUUGGAAAGUGUAUUGUUUGUAACGAUUUAUUACAUCUAGAAGAAGCUACAUCAUCGAAGACAGAAGAAAAAGUCACUGAUAAAGAGCUUUUGGAAUCAUUCAAAAGUCAAAUAGAAAAUAUCGUAAAUGUUACAAAAGACAUUGAAGACAGAGGUAUUAUUACGACCAGUGUAGAAGAGUUCCUGAAAACAGCAGUAGAAUUAAAGGAAAUGUUACAGAAAGAACCCGAAGACGGAAAUGCACUUACAGAGCCCAUAAUUUCAGAUAUAUCUGUAAAUAAAUUAUGUUCGGCAUGUUUGAAACGGUUUAAUGAAGAACAAACUUUGAAAGAGCAAGUUUCUGUGAAAUUAAUUACGGAAACUAAAACAAAACCGGAUAUAGUACAAUCGAAGUCAAGUAUGAAAUCAGCAAUUUCAGCAAUACUACCAGAAUUUGUGUCUCAAUCAAGAACAGAAACUGAUUUAGAGCUAGGUACAUUUGAAACUGAAAUAAAAGAGGUCAUAAGAAUAGUGAGAGUUAAAAAUGAAGAUGGUAGUGUUAUUGAAGACAAGAAGGUUAUUAAAAUAAAAAAGGAAGUACGGGCACCUUUAAAAGCUAAAAAUAUUCCCGAAGGCCGAAAUAAAGGAGGAACGAUAAUGUAUCAGUCAUCAGAUGUUUCUUCUACAUCUAAUGAAUUUUCUGGAUCGAAAACGGUUGGAAUGUUUGUUCUAGAUGAUACUAAAACCUCGCAAUAUGAACGUUCUAAGUUUUCUUUAACUAGUACUAUACCCCGCUCGGAUAUGUCGGUUUCUGAUAUUUUAUUUUCUAAUAAUACUUUUGAUAAAAAGUUUGACAAACUUUUAAAUUUAGAUGAGAAUAAUUUGUUUGAUUUGCGAUUGAAAGAACUUUUUAUUUCGAGUUCAGAUAUGGAAAACAUUUUAAAGUCGGUUGAGCUACAAAAUGAUAACACUGCUUCUACAUCAAAAGGACAUUCCUGUUCUGUUAUCAAAUCAAAGUUACCAAAUACAAUGUCAUUGAAUGGUUCUAAGAAUGAACAUUUAAAUUAUAAGUGUUAUAAAUCUGUAUCAGAAACUGAUAUUAGAAAAAACAAGGAAAUUAUAAAAAAGAGUAUAUCGUUUCAAAUAGAAAACAAGAAAUAUAGUGAAAAUAUGGAACCAAAAGAAGACUAAAUAUUAGAUAUUUAUAGUAGUUUAAUGGCGGAUAUAAAAUUGAAUCCUAUAUUUAAAUAAAUUAUUUAAUAAUAGACGCAUAACUGUAAUUAUUACUAAUUAUAGAAGUAGUCAUACACAGUAUACAAGUCACAGUAAAGUAUAAUAAUAGAACUUGAAUAAAUAGCAAUCAAAGAAGAACAUAGAAUUAAAAUUGAAAAAAAACAUCGUGCGAUAAUAAAUAACAAGACAAAUGAUAAUGAACCUA